GUGGUUUUGGAGAUGAAGGAAAUUUAUGCUAAGUUUGUAUCUCAGAAAAUCAGCAAAACCCGCUGGCGACCAGUUCCUUCGGGAAGUUUGCAGACAGCAGAGACCUUCACUACGGGCUCUUGGGACAACGAGAAAAAUUAUGUUUCGCUGUGGUCAAUUGGAGAUUUUGGACACGUGGACUCCGAUGGAGGAAUGGAUGGAGACCAUCAGUUACUGUGCGAAAGCAAACACCAUGGCGAUGUAAUGGAUUUACAGUUUUUGGACCAGGAGAGAAUUGUAGCUGCUUCAUCCACAGGAAGUGUAACAGUUUUCCUUCACCAUCAGAAUAACCAGACACUGUCGGUCAGCCAUCAGUGGACAACAGCUCACUACCACACUGGUCCAGGGAGCCCUUCCUACAGCAGUGCGCCUUGUACUGGUGUCGUGUGCAACAACCCAGAAAUUGUCACCGUUGGUGAAGAUGGCAGAAUAAAUCUCUUCAGCGCUGAUCACAAGGAAUCUGUGAGAACCAUAGACAAUGCAGACAGCAGCACGCUACAUGCUGUCACCUUCCUCCGCACGCCUGAGAUUCUAACAGUAAAUUCCAUUGGACAGUUAAAAAUAUGGGACUUCAGACAACCAGGGAAUGAGCCCUCUCAGAUAUUAUCACUGACUGGCGACCGAGUGCCCCUCCACUGUGUUGACAGACAUCCCAACCAGCAGCACAUUGUAGCUACUGGCGGCCAGGACGGGAUGCUGAGUAUUUGGGACGUAAGACUGGGCACGAUGCCGGUGUCUCUGCUGAAGGCCCAUGAAGCAGAGAUGUGGGAAGUUCACUUCCACCCAUCCAACCCAGACCACUUAUUUACUUGUUCUGAAGACGGGUCCCUCUGGCACUGGGAUUCCUCCACAGACGUACCUGAAAAGUCAUCCCUCUUUCACCAAGGAGGAAGGAACAGUCCCUUGUUGGCUCACAGCAUUAGUAACCAGGCUGCUGCGCACCCUUCUCUCCUCACUUCCUGGCUCAGUGCUGACCCUGCGAAAGACCGCAUGGAAAUCACCAGCUUGCUCCCCACGAAGACUCUGUCCGUGAACAGUUUGGAUGUGUUGGGCUCUUGCCUCGUGUGUGGGACUGACGCAGAAGCAAUUUAUGUGACCAGGCAGCUUUUUUCAUGAAAACGCUGUAGCAGUACAAUGUCAGGUGCAGCAUACAGGCAGCCUUUUGAUAUCCAGUGUCUACGCAAAAUGCUAUUCAUGGAAAGGUGAGAUUUAACAGUGGAAACAUCAAUAAACUAAUGUUCAUGCUCAUGCCCAGAGUCAGCUGGACAUUCUUAAAACAGUGGCAGAAAAAAAUUACUCUGUGGAAGAACAUCAGCGCAGUUCUUCACUGACGUCAUCCACUGCCUCUCAACAAACUAGUUGGUCACUCCUGGACCAGCUCGUCCCUUUGCAGGGUGGAGAGCUUAAUGCUGUCAAACCACCAACUGGUUCCAGUAAUCUUUGUCCACAGUGUGUGGCCUUUCUCCCUCCCUGAUGACCUUAACCAGGAUUGAUAUUUUCUCUCGGUUGAAAUUAUCUUCUUCUGUGAUCUAGAUUUAUUUUCUUAAUUUUAAUAAGCUUUUUAAAAUACCAUUAAGGCGAGCAAAAAUUAGAGAUGUAUAGUCCUGUUUAAAACCUUUCAGACGUGAACAUGUUUUGACAGGUUCCCUCAUUCCAAUAAUUUUUAAUCUGUCAAUUGUCUAUACCCAAAUUUACCUUGGCAAGGACAAAAGAAAAAAAAUUGAUUCUCUAAGAAUUGUGUUUAGCUCUAAAAUGUGUUUAAAAACUUGAACAAGACAUUUUGUUAUAAACUAGGGUUUUUUUUAUACUGAUAGAUGAACUGGCUUCCAGACUAAAACCUGUCUGAGGUAAUAUGUGGUAGAAUAGUGAUAAUAAUGAUGUGGUAAGAUGAAAGAAUUCUGCCAUUUUAUUAUUACUGAAUUGUUAAGACCUUGAGGACAAGUCACUAUUGGUACAUGACUGGAGUUUGCAUUCAUUUACUUUAUACUUCUAAUUAUAGUAAUUUUGAUAAGGUUUUGUUUUUCUGCUUUAAUAAAUACUUCAAUGAUUUGUGCCCUCUUACCUCAGAUUUUUCGUUUUCUUCUUUUUCUUUUAGUCAAAAAUUUAAAGUACUAUACAUGCAUUUCCUUCUUGAUAAAAAUAUCUGGCUCAAUAAUAUUGACUAAAGAUAAUUUUUAAAUCCAAAAGAUUUGAGAAGGGAUUCUUCUCAAAUUCUUCUAGGUUUACUGUGGCUAAUGUUUGAAAACUUUUAAUACAGAAAAUAAAAAGAAAAAAUUAAGUA
Molecule: messenger RNA, 2320 nt
Organism: Echinops telfairi (small Madagascar hedgehog)
Lineage: Eukaryota; Metazoa; Chordata; Mammalia; Afrosoricida; Tenrecidae
Gene: NUP43
Product: nucleoporin 43
Exons: 8
Coding region: 13-1155 (380 amino acids)
Cellular component (GO): nuclear pore outer ring
Molecular function (GO): protein binding
Source: RefSeq, a predicted model, not a curated record